This is a messenger RNA of Pelmatolapia mariae (spotted tilapia), 1044 nucleotides long. Its product is annotated as homeobox protein Nkx-2.3-like. The record is from RefSeq and is a predicted model, not a curated record. Bases 16 to 1044 code for a protein of 342 amino acids. NCBI's taxonomy places the organism in Eukaryota, Metazoa, Chordata, Actinopteri, Cichliformes, Cichlidae. The transcript is spliced from 2 exons. Gene Ontology annotation, cellular component: nucleus. Gene Ontology annotation, biological process: cell differentiation; regulation of transcription by RNA polymerase II. Gene Ontology annotation, molecular function: RNA polymerase II cis-regulatory region sequence-specific DNA binding; DNA-binding transcription factor activity, RNA polymerase II-specific.
CAGGAGCUGGAUGACAUGAUGCUGCAGAGCCCGCUCACCUCCACGCCGUUUUCUGUCAAGGAUAUCCUGAAGCUGGAGCAGCAGCAGCAACAACAGCAACAGCAGCAGUCCGGAACCCUGGAGCUCACGCACCGGAUCCACACCCAGCAGCACUUGUCCCGCUCUCCUCCCCAGCAGCAGCAGCAACAGCAUUUCCAAACCGCGCCGUCCUGCAUGCUCGCCGGAGCCCGGGACAGCCCUUCCUUCUCGGACGGAGAAGACAACCUGGCUUACCUCAGCGCGCUUGCAGUGCGCGAGGAAGAACGGGGGGACACCAGCCUAUCUCCGGACAUGUACGUGCAUCCCGGCUUGCAGGGAGCCAAGCUGGAGGCCGCCGAGCUGGAGGAGCAGGAAAGCAAAAACUGCGGGCUGGUGUCCCGGGAGGAGGCAGCCGAGGGCGGGCAGGGCGACACGGAGAGGCCGGUGCAGAAGCAGAGGAGCCGGCGGAGACCCAGAGUGCUUUUCUCCCAGGCGCAGGUCUUCGAGCUGGAGAGGCGCUUCAAGCAGCAGCGCUACCUGUCCGCCCCGGAGCGAGAGCACCUGGCCACCACCCUCAAACUCACUUCUAACCAGGUGAAGAUCUGGUUUCAGAACCGCCGCUACAAGUGCAAACGGCAGCGGCAAGACAAGUCUCUGGAAGCGACGGGGCAGCAUCAUCCUCCGCCGCCGAGGCGCGUGGCCGUGCCGGUGCUGGUUCGGGAUGGGAAGCCGUGUCUGGGAGGAGCGCAGAGCUAUGCCGCCGCGGCUACUGCUCCGUACGGAUCCAAUCCGUACGGCUAUAACGGAUACCCGGCAUACACGUACAACAGCCCGGCGUAUAACACCAACUACAGCUGCACCUACACCAGUAUCCCCGCCCUUCCUCCCUCCGGCACCCCCAACGCCUUCAUGAACAUGAACUUGGGAAACGUGAGCGGCCUCGGCAGCUCCCCACAGGCUCAAACACACCAAGGGACAGCGGUCACAUCUUGUCAGGGCUCGCUGCAGGGGAUCAGGGCCUGGUAG